Molecule: messenger RNA, 4057 nt
Organism: Hypanus sabinus (Atlantic stingray)
Lineage: Eukaryota; Metazoa; Chordata; Chondrichthyes; Myliobatiformes; Dasyatidae
Gene: rab28
Product: RAB28, member RAS oncogene family
Exons: 7
Coding region: 996-1661 (221 amino acids)
Cellular component (GO): endosome; Golgi apparatus
Molecular function (GO): GTPase activity; GTP binding
Source: RefSeq, a predicted model, not a curated record
CCUUAGCGACCAAUUGCGUCAGACUGGAAGAGCCCAUCCUUCAGAGAGGGAAGAGUGUAGUAUUGCACAUCAUUGCAGAGUGAAGGCGCUGAAACAAUACAUGCGACUAUAUGGUUACCAUGGAACAGUUCUGAAAUGCUUCCAAUCACUGUUACGCUAGCUGUAUUCCCUCCAUCGCGCCCGCGACCGAACGAUGUGAAUUCGGAGUGAGACUCCCCACGUCUUGAAACGUUUCUGAAAAUGGACCCUGGCAACGGCGAGCUCCAGCUGUGAACGCGACGGGAUCCGGAGCAGAACCCGGAGCAACAGACCAAGAGGAUCCGGAGCAGCGGACCACCAGGAUCCGGAGCAGAACCCGGAGCAGCGGACCACCAGGAUCCGGAGCAGAACCCGGACCAGCGGACCACCAGGAUCCGGAGCAGAACCCGGACCAGCGGACCACCAGGAUCCGGAGCAGAACCCGGACCAGCGGACCACCAGGAUCCGGAGCAGAACCCGGACCAGCGGACCACCAGGAUCCGGAGCAGAACCCGGACCAGCGGACCACCAGGAUCCGGAGCAGAACCCGGACCAGCGGACCACCAGGAUCCGGAGCAGAACCCGGACCAGCGGACCACCAGGAUCCGGAGCAGAACCCGGACCAGCGGACCACCAGGAUCCGGAGCAGAACCCGGACCAGCGGACCACCAGGAUCCGGAGCAGAACCCGGACCAGCGGACCACCAGGAUCCGGAGCAGAACCCGGACCAGCGGACCACCAGGAUCCGGAGCAGAACCCGGACCAGCGGUCCAACAGGAUCCGGACCAGAACCCCCAGCAGCAUUCCAAAAGCAUCCAGAUCUGAAGCAAAACCGGGCCAUCACCUCAACGGGAUCCGGAACAGCACACCAAUAGGAUCCGGAGCAGAUUCCGGACCAGCUCACCAACGGGAUCUGGAGUGGAACUCGGACUGGACACCACGUGGCUUGCUGACAGUGGCACCCAGGUGCCGACGUCAUGUCCGACUCUGAGGACGAAAUUCAGGACCGUCAGCUGAAGAUAGUCAUCCUCGGGGAUGGCGCAUCAGGAAAGACCUCUUUGGCAAUGCGUUUUGCGCAGGAAGCUUUUGGAAAACAAUAUAAACAAACAAUUGGGCUGGAUUUUUUCCUGAAACGAAUAUCUCUACCAGGUAAUUUAAAUGUUACACUACAAGUCUGGGAUAUUGGAGGACAAACCAUAGGAGGAAAGAUGUUGGACAAAUACAUAUAUGGAGCUCAGGGUAUCUUACUGGUAUAUGAUAUCACAAAUUACCAGAGUUUCGAAAACCUUGAAGAUUGGUAUGCCGUAGUGAAGAAAGUAAACGAUGAGUGUGAGCAACAACCUAUGGUUGCACUGGUUGGAAAUAAAAUUGACCUGGAGCACAUUCGAACUGUGAAGACAGACAAACAUCAACGAUUUUGCCAGGAAAAUAACAUCAGUGGUCAUUUUGUCUCUGCCAAAACUGGAGAUUCUGUAUUCCUCUGUUUUCAAAGGUUUGCUGCAGACAUUAUUGGCAUUAAACUAAAUAAAGCAGAGAUUGAACAAUCACAGCGCGUAGUGAAGGCAGAUAUUGUGAAUUACAGCCAGGAGCCUGUGGUGAGAACUGUGAACCCUCCCAGAAGUUCAAUGUGUGCAGUUCAGUGAUCCUGUCACAUACCCAUAUUAGUACAUUUGGCAAUCCUGCUUCGUUCACACAGGCCCAUUCUUUCUCAGGAACUUCAUUUUGACAGCAACCAUCUCUGCAACACAGUUACUGUAUGCUAAGAAACACAAGGCAGCCACUGUCGACUGCAGAGAUCCACGAAGUUGGACCAUGCAUUUGAGUAUGAUUUUCUAAAUCGAGUCACGAAAAGAUAUUUGUCACUUAGUUUAAAAUGAUGAUGUAACUGCAUCAAAUGUGUAUUUUGCAACUUAAAAAAUCAACUUUGUACAACAGGGCAUUAAAUGUAUUUCAUCAUUUACAGAUACCUGUAUUUUAAAUGAAAUCUCAUUCAAAAGAACAGGGUAGAGUUUUGUAGCCCUGAGGAAAAGUAUUUUUUAUUGCAACUUGAUUUUAUUUUAGCAAAUGUGGACAGGGUCGUAUACUGGUAGGAAGAUCAGAGUCUUGCAAGAUAAGAAAGUGGGAAGCCUGUAAAAACUAAUUUGGCGCUCUGAAGUGUGGCCCUUUUGUACCUUUACUUUGUGCAGCAUCCAGCUUGAAUUCUUUUUGUUUCUGAUGCUUUGCUUGACAUAUUAUUAAAUGCAUUUAUGAUUUUGAGUAUGAUAGUUUCUUGAUUAUGUUACAUCAGACAAAAUAUGUGUUCUCAAAGCUUGAAAUAUGGUAUUUGUAUCACAUGAUAUUUUUCAAACCUUGGUAAGGGUCUCCGUACCAUUUUGUUUCCAGGCUUUCUGCUUAUUAGUUUUUCCCUCUGAUUCUUGGAAAACGGUGACGUUGCUAUUUGCAUCUUCGUGAAAUUUGUAAAUCCUCUCCAUAUUAAAUGUUAAAAUCUUCACCUCUAUUUUUCUGAAUGAGGCACCUUUUGCCUAGUAAUGCAUGCUACAGUUAUUUGUCAUAUUUAUUUGUCAAUUACACAUUUUAUUUUUGCCAGUAAUAAAUGUUGUUUAUUUUAAAAUGUAAAACUUGAAAUUAUUUACCCAAGUUCUCUAUAUUUUAGGUAACCCUGCUGGCAAAUUUGACCACCUUUGUUUGUUUGAUAUGUAUUAUUUAUAGGAUCCCAGGCUUUUAGUUUAUUCUGUGAAAUCAAGUGGGAGAAAUUAGGACCCCAAUCUGACUUGCUUCAUGCAGGAUAUCCCAUUCUAAAUUCUCCAACCAUAUUAAGGCAGGACAUUCUAUAAACAUUCUUACCAAGGUGCUACAAGGAGCAUGAAAAUAUUGUUUAAAUUUUGAAUUGAUUAGCAUAGCCUCUUUAAGUUUAGCUCUUCAAAAAUUUGAUUAGAAUCUUUCUUCAUGCUUACUCUUCACCAAUUUUUUAAUUUAAAGAGUAGGAUGCCCCUGCAUGAUCUGAGAAUUCCACAUUUCUUUGUAUCCUCUCACCAACCUAUCUACUCAAUUUCAUCAUAUCUCAUUAUUUGUACAUGUACAACCCUCGGCCAUGCACGUGUUCUACUAGCGUACUACAGAAAUAAAAUACUACAAAUUGAUGAUUGGGAAAAUGAGGUGCAAUUCUCACAAAAACAGAUUCUGCACCAAUUUCAGGAAAACAGAAUGCUGGUUUUCAUCCACUGAAAUUUUGGACUUUCAGGCUUUUGUGAGUAAUAUGUUUCUUUAAUAACAUUUCACCAGUAGUACUGAACAUUUUCUGUAAUCCAAUGGAUAAACAUUGUUUGCAUUCAUCAAAUGCUCCAUUUUCUAUUUAUAUGUCGAAAUCUAAUUGAAUCUUCCUAACCUUAUUUUAUCUUCACUCUAGUUUGUAUAGUUUUUGUUUCAUUUCAUUAUUAAUAACAAACCAUUGACUUGUAGCUGCUUUAAAUUUGUGUGUGUGUGUGUAUAUGUCUGUAUAUAUAAUAUAAUACACACACAUAUAUAAAUAAUAUAUAUAUUACAUACACACACAUAUAGUUCCCUUCCUACAUCUCUUCUUUACUUAAAUCAUACUCAAUGCACUGCCUAUGGGACUUAGGCUUAUGCAUGUUGAUAAUGACGUGUUUGUUUAAGACACCCCUGCACUUUGACAUUUUCCAUAUAUCUUUGUACCAAUGAUCAAAUUCAAUGCAGUGCAGCAGCACUAAUUUAACCAAACCUUUGUCCAUAUUUCUCAAAAACAAAUACAUAUUUGGAUACCAAAUAUCUCACUCUUGCUGAAUACACAGACCCCCUUUCUUAAGUAUAUUUUGUUUUAGCUCUUUAAUUUUUAGAACACUCUGAAGUACAUUCCAUUUGAUACUUGAAUGAGUGCAGCAAAGAAAAGAGUACUGACAUUUGCAUUUGGUCCUAAUUUGUAGCCUUGAAUUUUGUGGAAGCAGUCAAAUCUUUGUGGAUUGUUAGUAACAGUUUGAAUAAUUUCCAUUUGAAGUUCAGCAAAACACUAAUGUCAUACAAA